AUGGCAACAUCCAGCACAUGUAUAUGCGGCGUGUGUGAUUCCCAACAUGUCACCAACGAUGCACAACAUUGGUGUCCUGAAUGUGAGGAAGGGCUUUGUCCUAACUGUCUUAUAUUUCACAAAUCUUCUAAGCUUUCACGGGGGCAUGGCAUUAUUUCAAUAGAAAAUUAUAAACAGUUACCACAGUACAUUAAAAGUAUACGUCAGCACUGUCCGGACCAUGAUAGAAAGUACCAGCACUAUUGCCCUUGCCAUGAAGUCCCCUGUUGUCCUUUCUGUAUAACCACAAGCCAUAGUGAAUGCAAGGGUUUGCAAGUGUUAGAGGAGGUCGUGAAGACAUCGGAAUUAUCAAGUCAGUAUGAGGACAUCCAACAAAGUUUGAGAGAUAUAGAAAAUAACAUUGAACAAAUAAAGAUAGACCGAGAAAGAAAUCUUAAGAGUAUUCAGGAAGAGCGAAGCGAAUUUCAGAAUGAAAUCAAACAGGUCCGUCGCCAAAUAAAUGCACAUCUUGAUAAACUUGAGAAGCAAGCUAUUGAAAAUUUAGAAUCUACUGAAGAUCGAAUUAAACAUCAGAUUGCACAACUUUUAAGCAAUCUUUCCAACAGCGGUAAGGAGGUAGAAGAUUUAAAAAAUAUCGCUACAUCAAUGACAAACAAUGCCUCAGAUUUACAGAGAUUUCUUGGGAAGAAACAGAUUGAAUCAGAUAUCACAUAA
Mytilus trossulus (common blue mussel) is the source of this 714-nucleotide messenger RNA. Its product is annotated as E3 ubiquitin-protein ligase TRIM71-like. The coding region runs from base 1 to 714 and encodes 237 amino acids. NCBI's taxonomy places the organism in Eukaryota, Metazoa, Mollusca, Bivalvia, Mytilida, Mytilidae. The transcript has a single exon. The record is from RefSeq and is a predicted model, not a curated record. Gene Ontology annotation, molecular function: zinc ion binding; ubiquitin protein ligase activity.